Molecule: messenger RNA, 2837 nt
Organism: Megalops cyprinoides (Indo-Pacific tarpon)
Lineage: Eukaryota; Metazoa; Chordata; Actinopteri; Elopiformes; Megalopidae
Product: serine/threonine-protein kinase NLK-like
Exons: 11
Coding region: 1213-2796 (527 amino acids)
Biological process (GO): intracellular signal transduction; protein phosphorylation
Cellular component (GO): nucleus; cytoplasm
Molecular function (GO): MAP kinase activity; ATP binding
Source: RefSeq, a predicted model, not a curated record
UCCAGGCAGCACCAUCCGGCCAAGGAGAAUCAACUGUGGCCGCCUGUUUUGUGACUGCGAACGAGGCGUUCUUGGCGUUUUAUUUUCAUUUUAUAUUUCCUUUUUUAUUUUCUAUGUCUACGUUGUGCAGGAAGACAGCUCAACAAGCAAGCUAACAAACAACGGGUCUGAUGGAAAAAAUAAGUUGACUGAUCGCUCCUGGAAGACUGUUUCUCGCUCCAGGAUAAAGGAUAUUUUUAAUCAAAAUGAUUUGGAAUACUGGAUAUGGGGUGCUGAGGGAAUGGCGAUAUUUUUAAACGGGAGCCAGGAGCAGUGAUUUCUCCAAACGUCACAGGGACAACAGCAUCAGCAAAAUCAACAAAUAUAGCAUCACCUGAACUAUUACAUAUGCGGGUUAGGUGGCCCGACGCAAAUGAAGCAAUUCCACCGUUUGGCUACAUUUCGAGCUACUGUAUCUGAUUUGUUGUGCGCGAAACAUUUUGUCUCUUGUUUAGCUGAAAACAAGUAGCCUAACUGAGACCAUAGGAACUUCUGCGAAGUAGCUUGCAUGCAGCAGUUGGCGGUGGCAAGAGUGACGAUGAAUUUGACACAGAAAAGCAAAGAUGAGGAAAUUUGAAAGAUGAACGCCCCGUUUCAUAUCUGAUUGUUACCGAUUUACAUCUUUUACUGCACAAAUGGGAAAUUGCCCUGGGUUUGUGAGUGGAGAGGGGAUAGCCACUUCCAACAUGUGGGAGGUUUAAGGCCGUGGAGUAUUUAUUUAUUGUGGGGGGGAGAGGGUUUUCCUGUCGCAUUAACAUUUUUUACUGUUUUAAUUAUAUUUCAGCCAAUAAUCUACAUUAGCUUGUGUGCUUGCAGUAACAUUUAAAUUUUCGUUUUGUCCACGCAGAGGAAAUUAAGCUAGUUAUAUCACAUGAAGUAGGUCAGUUCAUUGAGAUGAAAAGAAAUGAAACUGCGGAAAUUGGGGAUACUUUAAUAUAAAGAUGACAUCUGAAGCAUUUGUUUGAUAUAUGUAUAUAUUUAAACAUAAAAUUAUUUGUGUCCGGUUUGGUGUUGACGUAUGACCGUUUGACUCGCAACUGCCCCGCUCCCAUUUCCCUCGUGACUCGCCUGUGUAGUUUCGCUGCUAAGAUCUUUAAUAACGGGUACCAUUUAAUUUUUAUUCCUAUCGCUCAGUUCCCCUUUUUCCGUCAUUUGGGUGCUGUUGUUGAGUGAAUGGCUUUGUGUGGUACCACGGCUUCCAAUGCCGCAAAAAUGAUGGCUGCGUACAACGGCGGCGCGUCGGCGGUGGCAACACAUCACCCACACCAUCAUCACCAGCUGCCCCAUGUACCACCACACCAUCUCCAGCAUCACCAUCACCAUCCGGGCCAGCAUCACCUGCACCCUGGUUCGGCCGCUGCAGUCCACCCUGUCCAACAGCACGCCUCCACGGCUGCUGCUGCAGCGGCAGCUGCUGCGGCGGUAAUGCUGAACCCGAGCCAGCAGCAACCGUACUUUCCCUCGCCAGCUCCUGGACAAGCCCCCGGUCCCGCCGCGGCUGCGGCACCGGCCCAAGUUCAGGCCGCAGCGGUCAAAGCGCACCACCAUCACCAACAUUCACACCUCUUACAGCAACCACUGGAUAUCGAGCCCGACAGACCCAUUGGAUACGGAGCAUUCGGAGUAGUCUGGUCGGUCACGGACCCCCGAGACGGGAAGCGCGUCGCCCUCAAAAAGAUGCCCAACGUCUUCCAGAACCUCGUCUCCUGCAAGAGGGUCUUCCGCGAGCUCAAGAUGCUGUGCUUCUGCAAGCACGACAACGUCCUAUCAGCCAUCGACAUCCUGCAGCCUCCUCAUAUCGACUACUUCGAGGAAAUCUAUGUGGUGACAGAGCUGAUGCAGAGCGACCUCCACAAGAUCAUCGUGUCCCCGCAGCCCCUCAGCUCCGACCAUGUCAAAGUCUUUCUCUACCAAAUCCUGCGAGGACUGAAGUACCUGCACUCCGCUGGCAUUCUGCACCGAGACAUCAAACCCGGAAACCUCCUGGUCAACAGCAACUGCGUCCUCAAGAUCUGUGAUUUUGGCCUGGCCCGGGUGGAGGAGCUGGACGAGUCGCGUCACAUGACCCAGGAGGUGGUGACCCAGUAUUACAGAGCUCCGGAGAUCCUGAUGGGCAGCCGCCACUACUCCAACGCCAUCGACAUCUGGUCCGUGGGCUGCAUCUUUGCCGAGCUCCUGGGCCGCCGCAUCCUUUUUCAGGCCCAGAGUCCCAUCCAGCAGCUGGAUCUGAUCACGGACCUGCUGGGAACCCCUUCUCUGGAGGCCAUGAGGACAGCGUGUGAAGGAGCCAGGGCCCAUAUCCUCAGGGGACCCCAUAAACAGCCAUCGCUUCCUGUCCUGUACACCCUGUCCAGCCAGGCCACCCACGAGGCCGUUCACCUCCUGUGCAGAAUGCUCGUGUUCGACCCGUCGAAGAGGAUUUCGGCCAAGGACGCCCUGGCCCACCCCUACCUGGACGAGGGGCGGCUGCGGUACCACACAUGCAUGUGCAAGUGCUGCUACACCACCUCGUCGGGCCGCGUCUACACCAGCGACUUCGAGCCCGUCACCAGCUCCAAGUUCGACGACGGCUUCGAGAAGAACCUGACAUCCGUGCGCCAAGUGAAAGAGAUCAUUCACCAGUUCAUCCUGGAGCAGCAGAAGGGGAACCGGGUGCCGCUCUGCAUCAACCCCCAGUCUGCCGCAUUCAAGAGCUUUAUCAGCUCCACCGUGGCCCAGCCCUCUGAAAUGCCCCCAUCUCCCCUGGUGUGGGAGUAGACUGCAAACGGCACACACACGCCACCACCGCCGCCCCCCAC